CUAGAAGGGUCAAGAUGGCCUGUUUCCAUGCUGUAAUUGUUAUAUGGUUAUAUGGUUAUAUGGUGCAGGCUCGAAGGGUCGAAUGGCCUACUCCUGCACCUAUUUUCUGUGUUUCUAUGUCUCUAUGAUGUGUUGGCCGGUGUGGGCAAGUUGGGCCAAAGGGCCUGAGUCUACGCUGUAUCACUCUCUCUGGCGAUCACUCUAAGGGUCUCGACCCAAAACGUCACCCAUUCCUUCCCUGCAAAGAUGCUGCCUGACCCGCUGAGCCACUCCGGCAUUUUGUGUCCACCUUGAAGGCUAACAUUUUUAUUGUCAAUUGACUGCUUUAACAUUGAACGUUGGAAGAAAAUAACUGCAAGAUUAGUUUUGCUGGCAUGUGCAAUGUGUGUUUUUCCUGUGGCGGGCGGGCAGGCUGUGGGAGGAGCGAAUGUUGGCCCACUGCCUACUUAUCUAACGUUGUCCUCAAGUCUCUCAUUACCUUUCGUUCUUUUAAAGUUCUCUCCCUCUCUCUCUCACUCUCUCUCUCUCUCUCUCUCUCUCUCUCCUCUGUCUCUCGACAGGCAGGGCAGCAAGUCCCUCUCAUAUCCAUGGCACCGCAAACUCUGGAGAAGGUCUUUGACAAACUUGGCCACUUCGGACGAUUCCAAGCGACUGUCUAUUUCGUGGUCAACUUGCAGACUAUAGCGUGUGGGAUCCACUACUUGGCCUCAGUGUUCCUCGCUGCCACGCCGGAGUUUAUUUGCAGACUGCCGGGCAACGUGACCACAAUCCUGGUGGCCAACCGGACGGACGACCCCGCGGCUCUGUGGGAUCUGUGGACGCCGGGGUCCCAGCGGGUGGUGGGGCGGCUGGACAACGGAGAGGUGUGGGAGGCGGAACAAUGCAGCCGCUACCAACGCCUCGGCAGCUCCGAGCUGGCCCACGCCUUCGCGGGCAACCGCUCGCCGUUCCCCUGCACCGACGGCUUCAUCUACGACCAGGGCCACAUCACCGACAGCAUCGUGACCGAGUGGGACCUGGUGUGUGAGCGGGCGUGGCUGGCUAAGCUCACCCAGCCCAUCUUCAUGCUUGGAGUCCUGCUCGGAGCCGUCGUGUUCGGAGAUAUUGCAGACAGACUGGGUCGACGAUCGAUACUGUGGUUCACAAGUGUCUCUCAGUUUGUGUUUGGAGUCGCUGUAGCAUUCACUAACGACUAUUAUAGCUUCAUCAUUGUUCGAUUCCUCCUGGCCCUGGUUGCCAGUGGCUACCUUGUGGUGGUCUUCGUCUAUGUGACUGAGUACACUGGGCUGAAGGCCCGGAGUUGGGCCUCCAUGCAUGUCCACGCCUACUUUGCCGUCGGCAUCAUGGUGGUGGCCUUGGUGGGCUUCCUGGUGAGGAGCUGGCGGCUCUACCAGCUCAUCCUGUCCCUGGUGACCGCCCCCUUCAUCUUCUGCUGCUGGCUGCUGCCCGAGACCCCGUGGUGGCUGCUGGCCAACGGGCGGACGGAGGAGGUGCAGAAUCUGAUCGACAGGAUGGCCCGGUGGAACGGGGUGAAGAUGCCCUGCCACCUCUCCGUCCUGCAGAUGAACGGGCCCGAGGAGGCGGCCGACAAGGAGAUGACCAGCAGUGACCACGUCGCCAAGGACAGGAAGAUGAGCAUCCUGGACCUCUUCCGCACCUGUAACCUGGUGAAGAGGACCGUCACCGUUUGGCUGGUCUGGUUCACCGGCAGCCUCGGCUAUUACGUCAGCUCCUUGGGAUCGGUCAACCUGGGUGGAAACGAGUACCUCAACCUCUUCCUUGCAGGCGCUGUGGAGAUCCCAUCGUACAUCGUCGCUUGCAUUGUGAUGGAGAGACUGGGAAGAAGGAACACACUGGCUCCAUCCCUCUUCCUGACUGGCAUCGCCUGUAUACUCAGCAUGAUCAUCCCACAGGAUAUAAAGGCGCUGACCAUCACAGUCAGUAUGAUUGGGAAGUUUGCAAUCGCAGUUGCGUUUGGACUAAUAUACCUCUACACCGCUGAACUCUAUCCAACAAUAAUACGUUCGUUGGCUGUUGGCAGUGGGAGCAUGAUGGCCCGCGUUGGAAGUACAGUGGCUCCGUUCUGCGUUCUCCUUUCGUCUGUGUGGAUUUUUCUACCACAGCUGAUCGUGGGCAUCAUGGCUUUCCUGACCGGCCUCCUGACCCUGUUGCUGCCGGAGACGCUGGGCCGGCCCCUGACCCAGACCUUCGAGGAGGCAGCGGAACUCCAGAGGAAACUGAAGCAGGAGAAAGAGGCCUCGAAGCGCGGCGCGACCAACUCCGCCUCGGUCACGGUGAGGCUGGAGAAGCCCGACUUCACGCCCGACGGUGGCGACAAGCUAAAGGAAGAGCAGAAUCUAAUCGAACACUUAACAAGGUUGUAGACCACGUUGGGCCUUGAAACCUACGGGUCGAAGCUCGGGGGUUAAAAUCCCAAUCAUUCACUAACGUCUUAAAUCUGUGAAUUUGAUAACUAUACAACAUGGAAGGAUGUAAAGUAGACCGUAAGGUAAUUUUUUUGUAGCUUAUACCUUCUUCAGGUAAUGAAGGUCUGAGAUUCGUCUAUGAGAAAGCAAGAGAAUAAUUUCAUAAGAAUUAUAAUGUGUGUCGAUUGACAGCAAUUGAAAUUUAACUGCACAAUGAAUAUUGACUGAUAAUUUCAGUCCAUCUCAUAGCCUACAAUAGGCUGCGUUUUAUAUUCCUUACCGAGUAUCUCUGCUGGUAAACGGUUCGACAUUGUUGAUUCAAUGGGUGUCUAAAUGGGCCUGUCUCAAUGCCUAAUCGUUUAAGAAGGAACUGCAGAUGCUGGAAAAUCGAAGGUAGACAGAAGUGCUGGAGAAACUCAGCGGGUCUUUCUGUCCUGGGCCUCCCCCAUGGCCAGAGUGAGCACCACCGGAAAUUGGAGGAGCAGCACCUCAUAUUCCGCUUGGGCAGUCUGCACCCUAGCGGCAUAAACAUUGAAUUCUCCAAUUUCCUCCGGUAGCCCUUGCUGUCUCCUCCCCUUCUCAGCUCUCCCUCAGCCCUCUUCCUUUCUCCUUUCUUCUCUCCACCCCCCCCCCUCCCUCCACCCUACAUCAGACUAAAGAAGGGUUUCAGCCCGAAACGUUGCCUAUUUCCUUCGCUCCAUGGAUGCUGCUGCACCCGCUGAGUUUCUCCAGCAAUUUUUUCUACCACUGCCUAAUCUGCCAGUUCUGGCGAGUUUGCCCUCGACUCGUACUCCCAGCAUGGGCGACACAAGGUCCUUCGCGCUCGAGAGUGGUCCCCGCGUACUCGAGGCUUCAGCUAGGUCGUGCCGUAUUUUUCAACAUGCUGAAAAAUGCCCGCGAGUAAAAAAUGGUCGCCAUGGAACAAAAUCGAUACUUUUUUUACUCGUAGGUUUGGUCGAAGUAGGGCGUAGUAGGUCGGCAUGUUAGUCGUAGGUAAUCAAAGGUAGUCGAAGGUAAUCAUAGAUAGUCUUCAACAUAGUGGAAGGAGGUCUUCUACAUAGUCGAAGGAGGUCUUCAACAUGACAUUUUUUUUCAAACUCUCCUAAACUCUUCUAAACUCGCCAAUUGGGUCGCCGUAGUGGGACAGCCCCUUUUGGCGGCUCUUUAGGCGACUGCCAGGGACUAGUUUUAACGAACCUGGCGACAACCUACCACAGCACCCUCGUCAACCUACGACAACUAACGGCAGCAAAAAUUGUCGCCACCGUUGCCGAAAAUGUUGAAAAUUAUUUCGGCAAUCGCCUGUAGUCGUCCAAAAAUACACCUAAGUGGGACAGGCCCAUAAUAAAACAGAGUCGCAGAUAUGUUUACGAUCUUCAAUAACUUUAUGCAGCACGAGUGGAGGAGAGAUCUGUUUUGGGGAAAGGAAUUCAGAUUUACAAGUUAAAAAUGUUGUUUUAACGGCUGUACAAAUCAUAAGUCAGGAGUGGUGAUGUCUAUAUACUGCUGACCAACUAAGUAUUAUUCCGUUCUAGAGUUUUAUAGAAAUAUAGAUGCAGGAGGAGACCAUUCGGCCCUUCGAGCCAGCACCGCCAUUCAUUGUGAUCAUGGCUGAUCAUCCCCUAUCAAUAACCCGUGCCUGCCUUCUCCCCAUAUCCCUUGACUCCACUAGCCCCUAGAGCUCUAUCUAACUCUCUCUUAAAUCCAUCCAGUGACUUGGCCUCCACUGCCCUCUGUGGCAGGGAAUUCCACAAAUUCGAAUUCGAAUCAGGGGAAACUUGGGAGAAUUAGCUCUUGAAUACGUCUUUUGCCCAGGAUAGGGGCAUCGAGAACAGGAGUAGUAGUCAGAACCCCAACUCUCAGUAUGAAGAUGGGUCUCGACCCAAAACGUCACCUUGUAGCGGCCUGGUCAGAAAAAGGUUAGAGAUGCCAGGCAGGUUCAAAGGUUCUUCAAUGAUGGGAGUGAGCAUCCGCUCACAACGAGUUCGACUGAAGUGACAAAACAAACUCGGAAAACCCCUGAGCGGAAAACCGGAAUCCCUGUCCCUGUCCAUCAAGUGCCGGGGCGGAUGACCAGAGGAGUGGCCCAAUAUCCAGGGACCGCCACAACCCGCUCCUUCUCUCCAAAGAUGCUGCCUGUCCCAUUGAGUUAAUCCAGCAUUUUGUGUCCAUCUUCAAGAACCAGAGGAAAAUAGGCUUAAGGUGAGGGGAUUUAAUUGGAGCCAAAGAGGUAUCUUUUUUCACACCAUGGGUGGUGGGUGUAUGGAACGAGCUGUCGGGAAGGUAGUUGAGGCAGAUGCGAUUGCAACGUUUAAAAAAAAAAUAUUUGGACAGGUCGAUGGAUAGGACAGGUUGAGAGGUUUAGACUAGUGUAGAUGGGGCAUGUUGGUUGGUGUGGGCAAGUUGGGCUGUGUGAAUCGAUGAUUCAUCUUAAGGAGUUCGACAGAGUUUUCUCAGCAGUACAGAGCAACAAACUUAAAUCGGAAGGAAAGGUUUAAUGAGCAGUAAACCUACAGUAUUCAAACAUAUAAAUGCAAAUAAAAGACAUCCUCUGUACUUACAGCCAUGUUGACAAUUGAAUAGUGUCAUAAGAGCCAUGAUCACAUUGAAUGGCGGUGCUGGCUCGAGGGGCCGAAUGGCCUACUUCUGCACCUAUUGUCUAUUAUCUAAUAUCAAAUGCACCUCAGUACACAAAUAAAUAAAAAAAUAUGUUAGUUUUGUUCAUAAUAUGAACUUAUUUAAAAUCUUUGGCAGGUCACAUUAUAGUAGACCUAUGCUAUAAAUAUUUGGACAAGUUAAUUGUACUGUUUGAAAUUGAACUGUGUUAGUGAUUAGAAAAUCUGCAUACAACUCAUUGUAUAAAGACGUGCAGUGUUUACACUGAACAUUGACAUAUGUAUUGGAUCACCAAAUGUAAUUGCUGUGAAUGUUACCGAAGGUUCAUUUAAGAAGGAACUGCAGAUGCUGGAAAAAUGGAAGGUAGACAAAAAUGCUGGAGAAAAUCAACGGGUGAGGCAGCGUCUAUGGAGCGAAGGAAUAGGUGACGUUUUGGGUCGAGACCUUUAAGGUUCAUUUAAGAAAGAAUUGCAGAUGCUGGAAAUAAAAUCGAAGGUAGACAAAAAUGCUGGACAUCUAUUUCCUCCGCUCCAUAGAUGCUGCCUCACCCACUGAGUUUCUCCAGCAUUUUUGCCCCGAAGGUUCUUGUCAAAAUAUUAAAUAGUAAAUUCACAAGUUCUUGACCGUGGCAUUUCAGUGAUUCAAGUGUCACACAUAGAAACAUAGAAACUAGGUGCAGGAGGAGGCCAUUCGGUCCUUCGAGCCAGCACCGCCAUUCAUUGUGAUCAUGGCUGAUCGUCCCCUAUCAAUAACCCGUGCCUGCCUUCUCCCCAUAUCCCUUGACUCCACUAGCCCCUAGAGCUCUAUCUAACUCUCUCUUAAAUCCAUCCAGUGAUUUGGCCUCCACUGCCCUCUGUGGCAGGGAAUUCCAUAAAUUCACAACUCUCUGGUAGUUGAGGCCAGUUCGUUGGCUAUAUUUAAGAGGGAGUUAGAUGUGGCCCUUGUGGCUAAAGGGAUCAGAGAGGUAUGGAGAGAAGGCAGGUACGGGAUACUGAGUUGGAUGAUCAGCCAUGAUCAUAUUGAAUAGCGGUGCAGCCUCGAAGGGCCGAAUGGCCUACUCCUGCACCUAUUUUCUAUGUUUCUAUGUUUCUAUUCUGCCACUCAACACAUCAUUAUUCACUAGACAAUACUGUUUCUAACAAACUAAACCCUUUGGAAAACAAGGUGGUGUUCUCUUUAAGAAUGUAAAUGUUAUUUCGUUUCUCAGUUUGAAAAUCUAUUGAAUCUCUUGAGUUCUUAUUCCAAGUGUUAAUAAUUGUCCAUUAUUGACAAAGGCCAAUAGACUCCUAAUCACAAGUAUGCAGGUACUUUGGGAAUAAUCUUUACGGACUAGAAUGAUCAUUGUGGAUUCUGUGAAAUUAUUUUGCUUUUCGAAAACAAAAUAAGCUAAGAAUUUCUUCAAUAAAUCUUAUUGAAUCCAA
This is a messenger RNA of Leucoraja erinaceus (little skate), 6463 nucleotides long. It is a transcript of the gene slc22a16, whose product is annotated as solute carrier family 22 member 16. Lineage: Eukaryota; Metazoa; Chordata; Chondrichthyes; Rajiformes; Rajidae. Gene Ontology annotation, biological process: transmembrane transport. The record is from RefSeq and is a predicted model, not a curated record. Gene Ontology annotation, cellular component: membrane.